Hibiscus syriacus is the source of this 546-nucleotide messenger RNA. RefSeq lists its product as uncharacterized. Gene Ontology annotation, cellular component: chloroplast. Gene Ontology annotation, biological process: chloroplast organization; regulation of DNA-templated transcription. NCBI's taxonomy places the organism in Eukaryota, Viridiplantae, Streptophyta, Magnoliopsida, Malvales, Malvaceae. Gene Ontology annotation, molecular function: double-stranded DNA binding. The annotation marks the transcript as partial. The record is from RefSeq and is a predicted model, not a curated record. The transcript has 2 exons.
UGUAACCCCAGAAUUUUGUCCUCAAGCUUAGAAAAUCCAAUAAUCCCAUCUUAUGAUUUCCUUAGUACUUUGCUCGAGUCCGAUGAGAAGAUUAUUCGAGCUUUGAAACGCCAACCGCGCCUUAUAGGGUACUUCCCGAUUAUUGUUUAUAUGGUAAAGGAGAUUGAAGUUUUUGAGAAGUUUGGUUUGUCUGAGGAGGAGCUUCUGGAAACUUUUCGGAGGAAUCCCUUGUUCAUUAGGUAUUCCGACGAGAAAUUGAUGAUAACCAUGGAUUUCCUUGUGAACAAAAUGGGUUUUUCGUCUAGAGUUAUUACGAAACGUACCCAACUUGUGCAGAUGAGCAUGGAGAAAAAGAUUGUUCCUAGGGGUCUGUUUGCUUUAGAUUUGUUGUCCAAAGGUGUCAUCAACCGCAUUAACUUGCAGGCAUUGUUGGAGUGUUCAGAUCGUGUGUUUAUUGACAAUUUUAUCAACCACUGCCGUAGAGCGGAAGCAUCUCAGCUGCUAAAGCUAUAUCAUGAAAAACUGCUAAAGGUGCAGCAUUUAUAG